This is a messenger RNA of Leopardus geoffroyi (Geoffroy's cat), 3276 nucleotides long. RefSeq names its product ADP ribosylation factor interacting protein 1 (gene ARFIP1). The record is from RefSeq and is a predicted model, not a curated record. Bases 290 to 1498 code for a protein of 402 amino acids. The transcript has 10 exons. Gene Ontology annotation, molecular function: protein domain specific binding; phospholipid binding. Gene Ontology annotation, cellular component: trans-Golgi network membrane. Gene Ontology annotation, biological process: intracellular protein transport; regulation of Arp2/3 complex-mediated actin nucleation. Lineage: Eukaryota; Metazoa; Chordata; Mammalia; Carnivora; Felidae.
ACGCUACUUCCGGUCUCCUCACUUCCGGCUCCGCUGCUCUCUGUGCUGGUGCUGCAGGCCGGGUUGAGAGGCAGCCGGUCUGUGUGUCCUCGGCGGUUGGUCAGUGUGAGGCGGUGACAGCUGCAGUUGCUCCCCGCCCCCGAGGAUCCGAGGUGCGUGGGGGGAAGGGAAGAAGGAAAAGGCCUAGGUCGCGUUUCCGCUCACUUCUUGCCAGGUUUGAGGCUAUUCCGGAGAGCAGCGGCAAAGAUAAUCCUCGACGUGAGAGCUGCCGGGUUCCCCGCAGACAGGUAUGUCUGACUGCAACAAUGAUACUACAACUCAUGGUGCAUCUAAACCAGGCACAGAAGAAGUCAAGUCUAAUUCCGAGGAGUCUAGCAUGGCUCAAGAAUCUCCCAAAAAUUCAGCAGCAGAAAUUCCAGUGACUAGUAAUGGAGAAGUUGAUGACUCUCAUGAACAUGGCUUUAAUAGGGAUCUGAAGCGUUCAUUACCAGCUGGACUUGGUCUCUCAGAAACCCAAAUUACAUCUCAUGGCUUUGACAGUACCAAAGAGGGGGUUAUUGAAGCAGGAGCAUUUCAAGGUUCCCCGGCACCACCAUUGCCAUCUGUUAUGUCUCCUAGCAGGGUGGCAGCUAGUCGCCUGGCUCAACAAGGAAGUGAUUUAAUUGUUCCUGCAGGUGGCCAGAGAACACAGACCAAAGGUGGACCAGUUAUUCUAGCAGAUGAAAUAAAAAAUCCUGCAAUGGAAAAGUUAGAGCUUGUUAGAAAAUGGAGUCUGAACACCUACAAGUGUACUCGACAAAUUAUCUCUGAGAAGCUAGGCCGUGGAUCAAGAACUGUGGACCUUGAACUUGAAGCUCAGAUUGAUAUAUUAAGAGAUAACAAGAAAAAAUAUGAAAACAUUUUAAGACUGGCUCAGACACUGUCGACCCAGCUUUUCCAGAUGGUGCAUACCCAAAGGCAACUUGGAGAUGCAUUUGCUGACCUGAGUUUGAAGUCCCUAGAACUCCAUGAAGAAUUUGGCUAUAAUGCAGAUACCCAGAAGCUACUGGCAAAAAAUGGAGAGACUCUUCUUGGAGCCAUUAAUUUUUUUAUUGCCAGUGUGAACACUUUGGUGAAUAAAACAAUUGAAGAUACAUUAAUGACUGUGAAACAAUAUGAAAGUGCGAGGAUCGAAUAUGAUGCCUAUCGCACUGAUUUGGAAGAAUUGAAUCUUGGACCACGGGAUGCAAACACCCUGCCAAAGAUUGAGCAGUCACAGCAUCUGUUUCAAGCACAUAAGGAAAAAUACGAUAAGAUGCGCAAUGAUGUUUCUAUCAAGUUGAAAUUUCUAGAAGAAAAUAAGGUUAAGGUAUUGCACAAUCAGCUGGUCCUUUUCCACAAUGCCAUUGCCGCUUACUUUGCUGGGAAUCAGAAGCAGCUUGAACAGACGCUUAAACAGUUCCAUAUCAAAUUGAAAACCCCUGGAGUGGAUGCCCCAUCUUGGCUUGAAGAACAGUAAAAGCAUACCUGGAAAAAAAAAAAAAAAAAAGUCAUGUUGUUAUAUUCUAAACAAACCUAAUAAUAAUUAAGCAGAGUUAGGUUAAGAUUAGGGAAGGGGUGACCACAACCAUUGUAGUGAUUCUUGCACAAACAGCUUUAAUUUUUCCCUUUUUCAUACUUUAACAAUUGAACUGUUAAAUUUGAUGGGAAGGUGGGUGAUUUUAAUGUAAACAUAAUUUCUAUAAUCUGAACACAGUAAUUUUCCUUUUUGAGAAAUCCUUUUGUAUUGUGAGGGUUGAUGGCUAUUUCUGUAGUUUGAAAACAUCUAAUAUAGAUUUGCACUGACAAGAUAAAAAUUCAAGGUUUUUGGUCCUGGCAAUGAGAGCCAGUUGUAACUUUUCCAAAGGGAGGUUUACAUGAUUUGUAUCAACAUCAGAUAUUUUAUAUAUGAAUAUAUUCAACAUCUUUGAGAGAUUCAUUUUCAUGUAUUGUCUUAAAGAAAAAAGAAACUAUUUUGCAGAGUAAAAUUAUAUGGUGUUCCUGCAGCAUCCACACAGAGGCAGCAGCUCUGAUGAAUGACUGAUUGGCUUGUGGAGUUGUGGCAAAUACCUUUUUAAAAAUGAAUCUGUACUAUUGUAUUUUUGUUUAGAGGUGUUUUUUUUUUUUUUUUUUUUUUGGUUUUUUUUGUUUGUUUGUUUGUUUGUUUUUGUUAAGACGCAGGAAUCACACUGUCAUUUCUGUGAGGCUUUAGAGCUUAAGAGUUUGCAUCACCCAAAGUCAUUGGGCAGUUAUGUUAGCAAUUUCUUUUGAUUCACAAUGAAACCUGCUUAAGAGAAUUUUUUUUUUUUUUUUUUUUUUUUUUGGCAGGUGGACUUGGAAUAGAAACUCUUGAUGGUUUCUAGAGUAGAAAUCUGUGCUUAGAAUGCUAGUUUUGGAGUAAAUUCCAUUUUGACAGAAGUGAAUUCCUAGACAGCUUUCAUGGACUUCCAUAUGUAACAAUACCGGUUAAGCCUUAAAUCACAGAUAUGUGCCUUCUCAGAUACAGUAAUUCUCAUUCAACCAAUGUACAUAAUCCAUAAAGAAACCCCUUUCAGAUAAUGUUUGACGUGUCUAUUCCUUCCUUGGAAAGGAACACCGUGUAUCAGUGUUGGGUUUCUUUGUAUUCGUUAAACCGUGUUUAAGGUUUAUGGUAAAAUCAACUUUUGAAUUUGCUGUUUGGUGUUUCUUCAUUCCUUUCGUGGAAUGAGAAGAUGGAGAAAUAUUUUUCAUUUGAGCAAUGAAAAGGUAAUACGGGACAGUGCGGUGGUAACAAGAAAGGGGAUUGGAAAGGCCAGUACUGUUUUAGUUGCUCAGCACUGUUGGUUGGUUUCAUGUCAUGUGGUUGACCUGUCUGCCGUGUGGUUCUAUCAGUAAUGUAAGCCUUUUAAAUAUAAGUUCCCUUGAUUUUUGUCAUAAACAUAAAUUAAUAUAUCUUCAUUUCUUUUGUGUUGAAAUGAAGUACUUAAAAUUACUGUUAUACAUGAACUUUGUGGACUGUAAGAUUUGUUAUAUAUGUUCAAAUGCCUUUUAGCUGGCUUUUUAAUUAAUAUGCCUGUUUUCAGUGCUUAAUAUGUACAAUGUAAUGUGAUUGUAAAUCAUAAGCCUAUUUUAAAUCAUUCCUUCCUGUAUAUUUGUACUCUGAGAGAGCCUUAUUUUAUUCUUCCAGCAGAAUUAAUACUUGUGAUAGUUCCUUUACAUUCCCCAGAAUGUGCCUCUGGUGUGAAUUUUGUAUUCUUAUUAAAAGUGUUUGCUGCAGUA